CAGUUGCAAAUCUUUUCUCACAAUAAAAACAUUACAAUUUUUUACUUUUCGAUAAAAUAAUUUUUCAACAAUUCGAUAACUAAUUAACUUUUUCUACACAAAAUCGAAUCACAAUUUAAUCAACUCUUUUUCCAUUGGUGUUUGGAUUUAACUCUUUAACUCUCAUUCUUCAUCUCCCUAAGUGUUUAGUGUUAAUGUGAUCAUUGGAAAUUACAAUUUCUUCAACUUAUUGACCAACAAUCAACUCUAAUUAACAAUUAAUUGUUUUAAAAUCUAAUUGUCUCAUUGAAUCUUCAUCUCUUGUGUAUUCAAGGAUUUUCAAUUCGGAGGCAAACCAAACAUUCAGUGGCAAAUUUGAACAUCUCUUCAUCUCUUUACCUCAAUUUCCAUGUUUAAGUUAAUUCGAUGUAAACAACAACAAUAAGAAACACCAAAUAAACACCAAUGAUGCCUUACAGUUUGAUUGAUCCAACUUAUUCACCUUCGUUCAAAUUGGCUGAAUCAAUAGACUCAGAUGAACCCAUGGAAUUAUCCUCAUCAUUAUCCUCAUCUUCAGAAUCAUCAAUCAAUUCAAAUUCUUUAUCAUCACCAUCAACAAAUCAUCUUAUUGAUGGAAAUUCAAUUUUAAGCUCAACAGUUUCUCACUUAUUUUCAACAAUAUUACCCAAAACUACACCAUCUUCAUCAUCACCAACAACUGAAUCAUCAUCUCCAUCAACAACAUCAAUCCUAUUGUCCACCUUAACAACACCUUCAUUGUCCACAAUAUCACCUACUGACCAUCAUCACCAUCACCAUUAUCACAACUAUAACCCUGUGACCCCACCCUUAAUCUCUAACCUUCCCACCAAUGGAAUACUCGAUUUUGGUGAUAAAUUUCUUCGGGAAGAGCAACGAUGUGUCGCUUUAGUCCCAGAAACAUAUGAUCCCGUUAUCAGUGGAAUCUGUGGUUUAGCGGUGACUUUUGGAUUGAUUUACAUUCUCUCGGGUUACCGAUUGUUCCGGUCAGUACUAUUUCUCACCGGUUUCCUAAUUGUCUCAUCUCUCACCUAUGGGUUCAUCGUGUCAACCUCAACACCAAUUCCACUCUAUGGUACACUGAUCGUCUCUCUAUCGGCCGGUUUUCUUGCCGGUUUGGUUACCCUUCUGGUAACUUGGCUUGGACUUAUGGUGCUUGGUUUUCAUCUUGGAACUUUUAUCGGAAUUCUGAUAAUCACAUGGAUUCAUCUUUUAUCACCUCAUGUUGAUACUCUCUCACCACCCCAAUCAAUUUGGAUCACAUUCUCAGUGAUUGCAGGAUGGGGAAUCAUCGGAGCUUUUUCAACUCUCUACUUUCAAAAAGGGUGCACUAUUCUGGCUACAUGUAUGUUUGGAUCAACUCUUGUGAUCGGUGGAUUAGAUUAUUUUGUUGAAAAUUUUAAUCUUUUCCUGUGGUUUUGGGAUAAUUUAAAGUCCAAUGGAAAUGCAAUGUUAAUGUCCACUGCUUAUGGAAUCGAUUCCAAUUCAUUACCAAAUAAUAAUACUACCGAUUCAGGAUUAUUCAUGUGUCUUAUAUCAUGGAUCCUUUUAAUGUUAUGGAUCAUCCUGGUUUGUUUAGGUCUAUUUUGCCAAUGGUGUGCCACCGGACGUGGUUAUUAUCAUUCCCCUUCCGGUACCUUUACAAGUUCAUCAUCUAGUCGUAGAAAUGGAAACUUAGACUUGGUUCGUAUUCGAGCAGAAGAAUCUAAAACUGAACAGAAACAACGUAAAUACCGUUACCUUUAUCAAGUACGAACUGCCCAUGGAGAUGUCAUCUCACAGCAUUAUAUUCAAAAUUUUCAGAAAAAAUUAUCACCACAAUUAGAUCAUCAUAAUGAUUCCCUACGAACUUACAAUUCAGAUCUAAGCCAUUUGACCAGUUACAAUCAAUCCGAAAGCCGGACAACAACAAUGAGUCAUCUUCCCUGAAACGGGUCCAUCAUGAUGACCAUUGUCCACUAAUUACACCAAAAAAAACCACCACAAUGAUAAACUAAUUUACUGACCAAUGGAAAGAUAGAUUAAAGCAACAAUUAAGAUCAAGGAUAUAAAGCAAUGUGAUAAUAAUUGUAAAUAUCGAUCCUUGAUUCCUGUUGAUUGUUUCCAAAAGUGAUCAACAAGUUAAUUGUCCUUCUAACUAAUUAAAUCCAGUAAAUUUAACACGAUUGACUGUCCAACAAUCAACUGUGUGUAUCAAUCCCGAUAUGAAUAAAAAAAAACAACCAGAAAACCAAAACUUUAUUGACAACGAAGAUGUAAUUAACUUAAUUGUAAUGGUAUCAUCAUCAACUAUACUCAAGUGGAUUGACAAAACGAAACAAAAGUAAAUUGAUGAUUAGUUAAUCAACAAUUAAAUCAAAUAAUCGACAACAAGAAGGAUUAUAAUUAUAUUGAGAGUCUUUGAAACAUUAUAUCAAGCUAAUUGUGAUACCUGUACCUAGUUAAUUGUAAAUAAUUUGAACACACAUACAGACAGUAAACAUUAAUCAACUUUUGGUAAACUGGAUUUAAUCAUGAAAAGCUGAUUGUUGAUUAACCAUGAUGGUCAAUAGGAUAUCAAAGUGAUUUGAUUGUAUCAUUUUGAACAAUUUAUUUUAAUUGUUUUCAUCAUCAACUAUAUUAAGAAAACAAAAUUAACCAUGAAGGUUAUUGAUUCAUCUUCAUUGUAUUACAAUUUAGGAUUAUCAUGUUUUGUAUUAUUAUUAUGGUUUUACAAUCAAUUGAUUAUAAUACUUUGCAUCCUCAUCUUUGAUUGCUGUUAAUCAACUGGUAUUUUUUAUUCAUUAUCAACUUAAUCAUCUUCAUCAUCAACAACAACAAUUGUCUCACAUCAUCAACUUUUUUUUUUGCUGAACUUGUUCAUCCUCAUCAUCAACAAAUCAACAACAAUUACUAUUAAUACAAUCAAUUGAUUUUCAACAAAUGAUAAAUUGUAAAUUGUUUCUUCCUCUUCCUAAAUCAACCCUUAAUUGUAACUAAAUCAGUGAAAAAAAAGAUAUCCUAACUAAAUCAGAAAGAGACUACAUUGUCAGUGCCAUUAGUCUUAAUUAUUGUAAUUAAAAAUCUUGAUUUUAGCAAUUAAAAUAAACUACCACAUUUUAAAUACACUUAAA
Molecule: messenger RNA, 3131 nt
Organism: Panonychus citri (citrus red mite)
Lineage: Eukaryota; Metazoa; Arthropoda; Arachnida; Trombidiformes; Tetranychidae
Product: transmembrane protein 198-B-like
Exons: 5
Coding region: 445-1947 (500 amino acids)
Cellular component (GO): plasma membrane
Source: RefSeq, a predicted model, not a curated record